GCAUAUUGUUGUUUUGUAACCUGUGAACCGUGUUCGAUACGUCUAUCACAGAUAGAAUGAAAUAUGAUCAUGAUCACAGUGCUACAGCAAUUUCACCGAUUGGCCAAACUCGUUUUUAUCGGCUUUUAUAUUUGCCAGCUGUUUAAAGUAUUUGCCAUUUCUUCAGUGUGACUAUUGUUGCAUUAUUCAGUGUAACGCAAUUUCAAGGCAUAUACUACAUGAGUAGAUAAAAGUAAUUCAGUGGUGAUUCGGUGGUUAUAUUUCAAGAUGUUGCUCGAGGUUUCCCUCUCUCUGUUUGUAAUAUAUUUGUUGAGUUUCAUCAUUCAAACUUUUCUCGACAAAAGAAAAUUUCCACCCGGUCCAUUUCCGUUGCCUAUUAUUGGGAGCAUGCAUCAGAUAGGAACAUUUCCCCCCUUCACCAUGCUGGAACUGUGCAAAAAGUAUCCUGAUGUCCUUACUGUAAGCACUCCUAUAGGCAAAAUUGUUUUCGUGAACAGCUCAGAAGCUGCGCGAGAGGCUUUACUGACUAGAAAGACUGAUUUUGCAGGAAGGCCAAGCGAGCAACUUUACCCAUUAACUGUUAUAUUGGAUAAUAAAGAUAUUCUGACAACUGAUUACGGAAAAACCUUUACGUUUCGCUCGAGAGUUUUCAACAAAUCAAUGCACUUGUUUAAUGAAGGACCCAAAAUUGUCGAGAGGCGAUUGCAUAAAACAAUUAGUAUGCUUUUCGCCGAUUUAAAUAAGAAACUGAACAAACCGUUUAAUUUGAUGACGUUCAUAUUUACUACCAACGUAGCACAACUGUGGGAGUGGCUUUCAUCUGAGCAGGUAACAAACGAUGCUGCAAGGUCACGUAAAGUCGUUAAAUUUAUCGAUGACGUUGCUGAGUUGACCAGCGUAGGAAGCGUUUAUCAAUUUAUUCCGUUGCUACGUGUUUUACCCUCGGAAUACAAAAGAAAGAUAAACACCAUAAUUAAAGCCCGCGACGAGUUAUUCGGAGGAGUUCUUGAUUAUCAUAAGAGGACAUACCAAAGCGGUGUUGUCCGCGAUAUUACCGAUGCGAUGCUGUCGGCGUUCUUUAAAGAAGAAGACGAUGGGAAGCAUAUUGGGCAAUACAAAGAUAUCAUGUUUCUAAUGAUGGAUGUAAUGAUUGCAGGAGUUGAUACAAGUAACGCAGCCAUCGCUUGGUUUAUUCUACAUAUAGUGCUCAGUAAAGAAAUACAAACAAAAAUGCAGGAAGAGUUUGAUAGAUGUUUUGAAAAAGACAGCUUUCCCAGUAUGGAAGACAUCACAAAGUGCCAUUACUUCAAUGCUGUUGUCUGUGAGGUUAUGCGCAAAAGCGGAACGGCUCCGUUACUUGCGCCGCAUCGCACAAUUCGUGACACAAGCAUAAUGGGCUACAAAAUACCUAAAAACACGACAGUACUUGUAAACAAUCAUGGCGUCAAACAUGACCCAAUUGCUUGGAAAAAUCCUGACGUGUUUCGUCCCGAGCGGUUUCAAGAUGAAAAUGGCAAGUUCGUUGGAUGGAAUACGCACCCAGCGUUUUUGCCAUUUGGUCUAGGAAGACGUGCUUGUCCAGGCAAAGAUCUUGGUAAGUGUCAAGUCCUCAUUACGCUUGCAUGUCUCCUCCAUCGUUACAGUAUUAAGCUCGAUGAAAAUCAACCACGACCAAAGACAACCGAAUUUGUUCGAAAAGGCACACCGACUCCUAAAGACUUUAACGUCAUUGUCACCAAACGAUGCUGAUUUGGUGUAGACCGUGCAAACGCUCAUUCAACACGCACGAGAUGAUGCUGCAUGUUGAAAAACCUUACUUUGAAUAUUUUUAGUCAUGUUCUUUAUAGUGACAAUUCACCUUCAUAAUUUCUUCUAUUAAUGUUUACAGAUCUGAGCCCGCAACGGGUCGUAACUGGUGAAGAAUGUGUGUCAAACAAGAUGCAUUGCGCACUUUUGUUUGUAUUUGAAUCGUUAGUUUUUGAGCUUGCGGCAAACUGAAUUAAAUUUUUUCAGUACAUCGUCUAAUUUAUCUGAAAAGUUAGCAAAAAUAAAACAUUGAUGGAAAAUUCUAUUUUACAUUAAUUUUUAUCGCUUGUCUAUUGCUUCGACUACAAUAACAAAAUCCGUCAUUUUUUGACUCACAAAGUGGCAGUCCCACUGUUAUUAACGCGCAAUGCAUCUUGGAUGACACACAUUCUUUUAUAAUCUUAAACGUGAAAUACAUGCUGCUAUUUACUAUUAGCGUAUUGGCCUUAUUUUGCAUCGUCAGAGUGCAUGUCAAAUGAGCUAAAUAUUAGCUAAAUAUGAAAGAAAUGAAAUAAAACAUUUAGAUAAGAGGAAGAGAAUGAUCUUCUUGUCGUAGCACCCCCUGACCAUGAAUACCCGAAACAUAUUAAUAUGAAAUGGAAAAUAAUCACUUGAAAAUCAAUAGUUAUUCAGCGAGUAAAUUAAGUAGCCAGUCAAAUUAAAGCAUUUGUAAUAGAAUAAUAGUAUGCUUGUGCAAAAUCUCUAUAAAAACACAGAAAGUGUUUUCUAUUCCUUAAACAAUCAACAGAUUACAUAAAUAUAAGAAUGUAUAAAGAGAAAUACUUCACAGUUUUGCAGACAUUGUCGUUAGUGGUGUAGCCAGCUGCAGGUUUCUUCUUGUUAUGUAAAUAUUUAGCUGUAUAAGCAAUAGAUUUCCGAAGAGAUAAAAACAAUGCAAAUGAUCUGAAAUAUAUAAAGCACGAACCAAA
Messenger RNA from Xenia sp. Carnegie-2017, 2735 nucleotides. Its product is annotated as steroid 17-alpha-hydroxylase/17,20 lyase-like. NCBI's taxonomy places the organism in Eukaryota, Metazoa, Cnidaria, Anthozoa, Malacalcyonacea, Xeniidae. Gene Ontology annotation, molecular function: iron ion binding; monooxygenase activity; oxidoreductase activity, acting on paired donors, with incorporation or reduction of molecular oxygen. The transcript has 2 exons. The coding region runs from base 268 to 1749 and encodes 493 amino acids. The record is from RefSeq and is a predicted model, not a curated record.